Messenger RNA from Aedes albopictus (Asian tiger mosquito), 1472 nucleotides. RefSeq names its product carboxypeptidase B. Gene Ontology annotation, molecular function: zinc ion binding; metallocarboxypeptidase activity. Gene Ontology annotation, biological process: proteolysis. The record is from RefSeq and is a predicted model, not a curated record. NCBI's taxonomy places the organism in Eukaryota, Metazoa, Arthropoda, Insecta, Diptera, Culicidae. The transcript has 4 exons. Bases 1 to 1419 code for a protein of 472 amino acids.
AUGUAUCCUUAUCUGAACGCGGUGUCAAUCUCCGGUAUCAUCGAUUCCACUGAUAAGUCACGUUGUGCAAAUCGCCUCUGCUGUUUCAACCAACCCAUUCCUUAUUAUUGUCAGUUAUUGCAUAAACUUCUGUCGGAGAAGAUGAAACUGUGGUUGCCUGCCUUCGGUUGCCUGCUUCUAGCAGUAGUUGGAGUGAACUGUAUUGCGUUUACUGAGUUUCAACUGUACGUGAUCACACCGGAGACACGCGACCAGUUGGAUAAAGUACGUCAGCUCGAGCAGGAUGGAAGCUACGAUUUCUGGGAUAUUCCACGCUUGAACGCAAAGGUUCGAGUGAUGGUUAGCAAUGACGCAGAGAUCAAGUUUGAGCAAUUUUUGGAACAACACGAUAUAGAAUUCGACUCGGUGAUUGGGAAUGUUCAACAAAUUCUGGACAAGGAAAAACGGACCAACGAGGACUUCUACAAACGAUCGAAACGCAGUGCUGCCUCUUCAGAGGAAGCUGUCGACUUCAAUCACUUCUGGACACUGGAUGAGAUUUACUCAUACGUCGAUGGGCUGGCCGCAAGCAAUCCAUCCGUUAGGUCGUUCGAAAUUGGUACAACUCCUGAGGGCAGACCUAUCAAAGCGUUGACGAUAUCCAAGACGGGUGAGGUGACCAAAACGCGCCCAGUUGUAUUCAUGGACGCUGGCAUUCAUGCUCGCGAAUGGGCUGGUGUAAUGUCUGUUAUGUAUAUGAUUGAACAGUUUACCAGUCAUCCGGACCUGUACGCAGAGCAGUUGGAUAACACCGACUACGUUAUCAUUCCUGUGCUGAACCCGGAUGGAUAUGUUUAUACGCAUGACGUGAACCGGCUGUGGAGGAAAAACCGUGUACAGAAUAACAUCUUGUGCGCUGGAGUUGACCUCAAUCGUAAUUUCCCAUUCAAGUGGGCUUUUACCAGUAAUGCUUGUACCAAUACUUUUGCUGGUAUGGAAGCCGCGACGGAAUCGGAGACACAAGCCAUGAUGUCUUUGAUGGACCAGUACAAAUCAGCGAUGACGAUCUAUAUUGCUGUACAUACGCACGGUGAAAUGAUUCUCUGGCCGUGGGGCUAUGGUUUUAUUCAUUGCGAUAAUUGGGAAGAGCAUGAAGAUUUGGGAAUAACUGCUCAAAAGGCAAUAGAAUCAGUAGGAGGCAACAAAUGGAUAGUUGGAAACUCGGCUGAUGUUCUGUACAGGGCUUCCGGUGCCACGGAUGAUUACGCUUUCAGCAAUGGCGCCAGGUUGGCAUACACGAUUGAGCUUUCUGGAGGUGGAGUGGAAGGAUUCGACCCUCCGGCUUCUGAUCUAGGAAAGAUCACAACGGAAACGAUGGAAAUUUAUAAAACUUUCGGAAAGCAUGCAGGAACUUUACCAUUGCCGACCCCAGGUGUCUAGGUAGAAUUAGAAAAUAAAAUCAGACAACAAAAUAAAAUUUGCAAUCACUUGAA